AUGGAAAGGGAUGCAGUUCUCAGUUUCCUUCUCUGUCUCUUUCUCCUUCCCUCUCUGCUCUGUGCAGGUUUGCUAGACUGCUGCGCGAGGUGCCUUGUUGGGGCCCCCGUUGCCUCUCUGGUAGCCACUGGCCUGUGUUUCCUAGGAGUGGCCCUCUUUUGCGGCUGUGGACAUGAAGCACUCACAGGCACAGAGCAUCUGAUCGAGACCUACUUCUCCAAAAACUACCAGGACUAUGAGUACCUGGUGGAUGUGAUCCAUGACUUCCAGUACGCCAUUUACGGUGUCGCCGGCUUCUUCUUCCUCUUUGGAGCCCUCCUGCUGGCCGAAGGCUUUUACACCACGGGCGCUGUCAGGCAGAUCUUUGGCGACUACAAGACCACCAUCUGUGGCAAGGGCCUGAGCGCUACGUUUGUGGGCAUCACCUACGCCUUGGCCGUCCUCUGGCUCCUGGUGCUGUCCUGCUCCGCGGUGCCUGUCUACAUCUACUUCAACACCUGGACGACGUGCAACUCCAUCGCCAACCCCAGCAAGACUGCUGCCGGCAUUGGCAACCUCUGCACUGAUGCCAGGAUGUACGGAGUCCUGCCCUGGAAUGCCUCCCCAGGAAGAGUCUGUGGCCAGAGCCUCCUCUCCGUCUGCAAGACAUCUGAGUUCCAGAUGACUUUCCACCUGUUUAUUGCUGCCUUUGUGGGAGCUGCAAUCACUCUGGUGGCCCUGCUCACUUUCAUCAUCGCCGCCACCUACAACUUUGCAGUCCUGAAGCUGAUGGGUCGGGGCACAAAGUUCUAAGCAGCGAGGGAGAGGCACCGUCGCCACCAUUGCAAGAUGCUCUCCCCUCCUCUAACUGCCAGGCUUUAACCCGAGACGGCUGCUCCUCCUCCGCGCCAAGUCUCCUCCUUUAACGCCGCUGCCUGACUCCCCGUUUCCCCCCUUUUCCCCUCUAGAAGUUGUUUGGAGCGGAGCGAGCAAGCGCAAAGGGAGACUCCAUGCACCCCAAACACACACCUCUCCAGGGCGGAUGGACUGUUGCUCCGUGACCCCUUGGCUCUCUCUCUGUCUUGGCCUCACAGUGGCCCAGGGCACCAAAAUGAUUCCCAGAUAGCAAGACAGCGGGUCUGUUUCCUUAUUCCUCUCCAGAGAAACCCCAUCUGUUAUGGGCCGAGGCCGUCCCUGGCUCAGAGAGAGAAGGGCAUGAGCUCAAGAAGAAAGAAGAACUGGACAUUGCUGGUCACUGCUUGGGUCAGCUGAGGGUGGGGGGUUGGAGCAAGGAUCUUUCCAAGAUGGGAAGAGAGCACUGACCCCAACCAACCCAAGGCCAACGGGAGCUCCUUCUCCAACCAAAAGCAGGAAGGAGCUUGGAGACCUCUGUCUCAUAGUUGUGGAAGGUUGUCCUUUUCUUCACACAUUGAGCAGGGAAGAGCCAAACCAUUCCUCUCAGGUACCCAAUGCUGCCAUUACUAACCUGUUGGGCACAAACUGGUCUUC
Anolis sagrei ordinatus is the source of this 1488-nucleotide messenger RNA. NCBI's taxonomy places the organism in Eukaryota, Metazoa, Chordata, Lepidosauria, Squamata, Anolidae. The record is from RefSeq and is a predicted model, not a curated record.